Molecule: messenger RNA, 603 nt
Organism: Empidonax traillii (willow flycatcher)
Lineage: Eukaryota; Metazoa; Chordata; Aves; Passeriformes; Tyrannidae
Exons: 5
Coding region: 1-603 (200 amino acids)
Source: RefSeq, a predicted model, not a curated record
AUGGGAAUGGCCGGCGGGACCCGGAGGGCAGAGCGGGAGACCCGGAGCCACCGGAGCCACGAAAUCCACCGGCACCUGCAGGUGGGCUCGGCCGAGAAGCGUCGCGGAGACCGGACAGGCGGGCGAGGCGGAGAGGAGAAGUCCCCGCACUGCUCUGAUCACCCUGAUCCACCCACACCCCUCACCUGGAGCAGGGAUGGGGUGAAGCCUCCAGAGCCCCAGGAAGACCCUCCACCCACCCAAAACACCCUCACCCUGGAAAUCCAAGGAUGGAGGAGCCCCCUGGGUGCCACGGACUGGGCUUUCCUGUCCCUGGGAGCUCCCAGGCUGCUCCUGGAACUGGUUUGGAGUGACCAAACUGUUCAAUCCCAUCCCUCCUGGAUGAGGCAGCGCCAGUGGAUCCGGGCUCGGGAUGCUGGCCUGGCUUUCCCAAGGAUGUUCAGCACCCUCUCACCUCUCCUGGAUGGGCAGGUGACAGGAGUGGGGUCCAGGGGACCAAGGAAUGCUGGAGAAAAGCCGAGGCUGGGACUGGAACGUGGGCAGGAUCCGUGGGACACUCUUCCCGUGCCCAGGGCCAGGCUCCGGGAGCUGGAAACCCGUUAA